AUGGGCCGGAAAAGAAAGUCCACUCGACGUAUGAGGGAGUCUGAUGAUUCAGAGCAUAGUGAAUCAGGUUCACUAGUGCGAAGAAGGCAUAAGUCGCGACGACGCUAUAACAAGUCGCAAACUCGUGAUUCAUCGAGUGGCUCUGAUGUACCGCGACACUGUAGAGUAUCAAAGAAGCGCCGUAAAUCCAGGAGGUGUUCUGAAACGCCUCAAAGGCGUACUGUACCGCGGGGUCAUAAUGGUACCCCGGAUCCUGGCACAACUCAAAGGCGUAAUGUAUCACGGGGCCAUGAUGUUACUCGAGAUCCUGGCACGCCUCCAAGGCGUGAUGUAUUGCGAAACCAUGAAGAGUAUCAAAAUCCUGAGGAGCUGCAAAGUACACACCUUCUUCAAAAUGAAUAUGCAGCGGGGACGUCACAGCCUGCUACUAUACCAGCAGUAACACCAAACGUGAGUGCACCUCAAAUUAAUGUUAGUACUGACUUUAAUGCUAACGUUUUAGCCUUGGCCUUCAAGGAGCUUAUUCAGACCAUGAAAACAGAUGGGGAUGAUAGAUCAGUAAGAACUAGUGCAGAAGCAACACAAUUCACAGAACCUGAUAAACUAUUAGUCUAUUUAAGGAAUGUACGAUUAACUAGGAAGCCUGAGAAGCCAAGUCCAUCCAUGCAAGCAGGCUCACUAAAUGUUAUAAUUGUAAGGAAGAAGGACAUCCAUAUUUUCUUUGUAAGAAACCAAUCAUACGCUGCGAGAGUUGCCAUAGAAUUGGUCAUGUAUCUAAUAAUUGUCCGGGAAAAACUGACUCCAAAGCCAACGAAAGCAAUAGUAAAAACAGUUUUACGUAUUUCGAAACAACAAGAUAACGAAUCGAAAUAUUUCAAAGUUGCCAAAGUUAAUGGUCAAAAUCUUGAUUGCUACGUUGAUUUUGGAAGCCAAUGUACCAUGUUAAGAGAAUCUUUUGCAAGAAAUUUUGUCAGUACUUGGUCAGUAUCAGAAUUACCAGUUAUAAGAGGAUUUGGAGAUAGUAUAGUGAAUUGUUUAGGCAAAUUUGUUGUUGAACUAGAGAUAGAUUCGGUCAAAGCUUCCGUAGAGGUACUUAUCGUACCAGACCAUCUAUUACAAGUACCUUUGUUAGUUGGGCAAACAUUUACGGAGCAGGAACACAUAGUUGUUUAUAAAAACAAAAAUCAAUUGAAAAUAUCCACUUACCCAACAACCAGUGUUCAAUUGUAUGUUAAAAAUUCAGUAACGGUAAAAGGAUUUACUGUCUUAGAUGUUUAUUCUAAACCAGAUUACACAGGUGACUUAUUUAUUGAACCGAGUCUUUGCCAAGACCCCCAAAACCCGUACGAAAUCUCACAGAGCAUAAUUCGCGUAACUAAUAGUCAUGGUAAUAUUGUUAUAAAGGGACUUGACCCUGAGUUUGUUUUAACGAAAGAUAUGUUGUUGCUUCGAGCAUUGCCUUUAACUGAAUUGAAAUUUGAGUCGCUAAAUGUUAGUAAAAUUGAACACUGCCCUGAUAAUAAUAAUAUAUUCAGAAUCGAAGCAGAGGCUAUACAAGUGGAUAAUUCAAUUGGUCCUGAUAACCCCGAUAACUUGUGGGACGAAUGUGUAUCUGAAAUUCAAUGGGGACUGAAUAAUACUCAGAAUAAGGGUACGGGAAAGAGCCCCGCACAGGCAUUAUUUGGUCUGGACUUGGUAGGUACGUCAGGCUCUUUAUUGCAACUUAGUGUUACAGAUAGUGCUGAUAAUGUUGAUACUCCUAUAGAAGACAUAAGGAGAGAGAUGACAGAGCAAAUAAGAGACAAUCAAGAUAAACAAAAGCAACGGUUUGACAAAAUUAGGAAGGAAGUUACAUAUAAUGUAGGUGACCUAGUCAGAAUAGAAAGAGAAAUUUCAUCAACCGGUAACAGUAGAAAAUUAAUCCCAAAACUUAGAGGUCCGUAUCGUAUAAAAGAAGUUUUAGAUAAUGAUCGUUAUGUUGUUGAAGAUACGCCAUUAUCCAGGAAGGGUAACAGAAAUUUUAGUAGCAUUUUCUCUGUAGACAAAAUUCACCCUUGGAUGGUUUUUAAUAGAGCAGACACAGAGUCUGAAACUUCAAAUAAUGAUGAUGCUGACGAGUUAGAAGUAAGA
Molecule: messenger RNA, 2130 nt
Organism: Brenthis ino (lesser marbled fritillary)
Lineage: Eukaryota; Metazoa; Arthropoda; Insecta; Lepidoptera; Nymphalidae
Source: the annotation of a GenBank genome assembly